Messenger RNA from Pezoporus flaviventris, 2866 nucleotides. Its product is annotated as hydroxyacylglutathione hydrolase-like protein. The record is from RefSeq and is a predicted model, not a curated record. The transcript has 8 exons. Bases 51 to 899 code for a protein of 282 amino acids. NCBI's taxonomy places the organism in Eukaryota, Metazoa, Chordata, Aves, Psittaciformes, Psittacidae. Gene Ontology annotation, molecular function: hydroxyacylglutathione hydrolase activity.
UUCGUGGGGCCGCCCCCCCCGCGUCCUGCGGGCGGUGCUGGUGCGGGAGCAUGAAGGUGAAGGUGAUUUCCGUCCUGGAGGACAACUACAUGUACCUGGUCAUCGAGGAGAGCACCCGCGAUGCCAUCGCCGUGGAUGCUGCUGUGCCCAAAAGGUUGCUGGAAAUCGUCAGGAAGGAGGACGUGGUGCUCAGAGCCAUCCUCACCACCCAUCAUCACUGGGACCAUGCGAGAGGCAACGAGGAGCUAGCGAGGCUCUGCCCUGGCCUGCACGUGUACGGUGCCGAUGAGCGGAUCGGGGCCCUGACACACAAGGUGACCCACGAGCAGGAGCUGAUGUUUGGGGCCAUCCGGGUGAGGUGCCUCUUCACCCCCUGCCACACCUCGGGCCACGUGUGCUACUUCAUGUGGGAGGAUGGCUCUCCUGAUGCUCCGGCACUAUUCUCAGGUGACACUCUGUUCGUGGGAGGCUGCGGGAAGUUCUUUGAGGGCACAGCAGAGCAGAUGUACACCAACCUCACCCAAAUCCUGGGGGCUCUGCCGGAGGAGACGAAGGUGUUCUGUGGCCAUGAAUACACCGUCCGGAACCUCAAGUUCGCCUUGAAAGUGGAACCAGAGAAUGAAAUAGUGAAGAAGAAGCUCGCAUGGGCCAAACAGCGGGAUGACGAGGACUUGCCCACAGUGCCCUCCACGCUGCAGGAGGAGUUCCUCUACAACCCCUUCCUGCGGGUCACGGAAGAGGCUGUGCAGAAGUUCACAGGCAAGACGGACCCAGUGGAGGUGCUGAGGACCCUCCGCACUGAGAAGGACAACUUCAAGAAGCCCAAGGAGAGGCCCAACCCUCAGGCCAUGUUGGCAUUUGACUGGGGACUCUUCAGCGCCUUCCUGGAGAAGAAGUGAGCAGCCAUGGCACUGCUGUCCCCAUCCUGGUGGGAGCUUCUCCUGGACUGUGUCCAUCUGGCUCUCGCUCCCAUCAGAUUCAGCACUUGGGAAGUGGAUUCUGUCUUUUACCUGCUUGUUGUGAGGCUGCUGUGCUGUGCUCCCUCCAGCGCCAUGCCUGGUUACCCUGGUCCCUGUGGGUGCCUUCAGCCAGGCUGUGGCUGUGGCUGCUGGUGGUGGAGGGUCAGGGGAUGCUUUGGAGGAGGAUACCCACACUGGUGACAGUGCAGGAGCUCAGAGCUCCACACCAGUCACCCCAUUCCCUGCUCAGGACAAGGGCAGGCAGGGAGCUGCUGGCUCCAUGGGCAGGGAUGAGGUGACACCGAGCCUUGGAUACACAAGAGGAAGCCGGGAAGAGGCUGGAGUUUUUCCUCGUGUCCAGCAGUACCUUGACUCCGGAAGCCCUCAUUGCAGUGAGGUUUGGGUAUUUUUCCUUUUAUUCCCUAUUUUUAUGGAAGGCCAACAUAGGAAUGUGGCAUAGGGAUGUGUAACACAACCACUGCCUUAUGGGAGCCAUCCAAACCACUGACCCCAUGCAAAGCAGCACCAGGUGGAGAUGAGGCCCGGAGGGAUACGUGCUCCAAUGCACUGGCUUCAGAAAACACUUCUCAAGGCAGGACAGAGUUCAGGCAGCAAACACCAAGGUGCUGCUCCCCAUCCAUUGAUGCUUCCCUCUCCAGGAUGCCUGGGAAGCUCUUGGCUGAAAGCUGCAUUUAUGUGGCCUUCUAUUCACAACAAGAGCUGAGGAGCAGCAGGGUCCCUUGAGCCUCAUCACUUUGCAGCCUCUUCCUUCAGGUUGUGCAGAACCUACUGUGUUUUGGGUUUUUAAGUGUGAGUGAUGUGCAGAGCUUGGUUUUAUGCAGGUGGUGGGAGGUGCAUUAUAAAGUAGUUUUAUUUUUGGGGUGGAAAUAGAAGGGCUUGAUGGCAGCUCUGUAAAUAGCUGUGAAAUUCCCCCUGAAGGGCCUGGGAUGCUGCAGGUUCUUCUCUACCUCCACAUGCAGCAUGUGACUGUCUUGGUGCUGCUGUACCUACCCUUGUUGUGCACAGCUCCAGAGAACAUAGAGGAGCUGCUCCCAUCAUCCUUUCCCCCAUGUUGUUGCUUUAAACAGUGCCAAUUAUAAACUAUAUUGCUUCUAACACUGGAAUAGAGUUGACUUCAGGAUCUUUCACGUGUGGAUUGCAUCACUUCCCACUGCUGCCAGGUUUGUGGACAUUUCUUCCCUUGCUAGAAGUUAAGCUAAAGGGUUUGGUUGCCUUUUAUUAAGUUAUAGUGUUAGAAUUCAUCCUGCUGCACAAGCUGCCUCAGCUACCCUGUUUAAAUGUAACUGGACAGUUUGCAGAUGUUACCUGUGUGUUCCUUAGGAGAUUUAUGUACAGUAGGAGCAGGAUGAACCCUAUGUGCUCAGGGAGGGCUCUUGGACCAGCACCAGCUCUGUUCAUCUUGGCAGCAGCAGCUCAAGCACAAGCUCUAAGUUCUUUAGAGCUUGGAGUGUCUGUAGAGCUGACUUGGCUUGUUUCAAGUGGAGAACCUGAUGGCUUUAGCAAUGUGCAGGUAACUGGAAAAGAGACUCAUGUAGAGCCCCAGCUGUUUCAUCUCCAGCUAAUUUAGCUUUAUUUGUGCACUUCCAGCCUGAUGUGCAUGUUCUCAACAGCAACAGCAUGUGUCUCCCUUGCACUAAGGUACAGGGUUGAUGGUCUCAGCACUUUUGGACUGACCCUGUGUCAGCAGUGGUCCCUCCUGUGGAUGAACUGCCUGCUUUAGUGUAACACUGUGUUAUAAAGCUAUGCAUGGGAAAGGGUGCACUGAAAGCAUUGAAAUGAGGGCGGGCAGGGGGAGGUUCUCGCCUUAGGAACACUGUGAAUUCACUCAUUGAUCAGCAGCACCUGAAAAAUGUACAGCUUUAAUUAAAAACCAGUAUCAAAAAUGA